AUGGAACCCUCAGCGGAGAGCCCAGAGGCCUUGCAGGCACGCCAUCGCAAGGAGCAGCGGGAUCUACAAUCGCGGAUCACGAGCAAGAAGAAGAACGCGACGAAGAAGACGCGCAAGGGCGUCAACGACGAAUGCGCCGAGCUCGAGAGACAACUGAAGGGGAAGCAAGAGCAGGAACUGGCCGCGCUGAACGGGGAGACCGUCCAGGAUGAGCUGGAGGAGGAGCCCGAGAUAGAUGCUGUGGCGGACAAGCUGCGGGAUACCUCGAUACCGGACGUGUCGAGCAAUAACAGGGAGGCGGCCGAGAAGGGGGGGGCUGGCAAGAAGCGUAAUCGCCAGCAGGAGCGCAUGGCGCGGCGUCGGGCAGAGCAGGAAGCUGAGGCCGAGGCUGCUGAAAACGAGGCAAAGAACAUGACAGACCACCGAGCGAUAGAGAAGACAUAUCUCUUGAAAGAGUUCAAGGCGAACAAUCUGGUCGAGAAGGAGAUCCAGCCCGACGGGCACUGUUUGUUCUCCGCGAUCGCAGAUCAGUUGUCGCAACGAGACAUACCUUUGGGAGGAGAGCAGGGCCAGCCGCCAUACAAAGUGGUCCGAAGGAGAGCUACAGACCAUAUGCAAAGGCACAGGGACGAUUUCGCGCCAUUUUUAGAAGACAACUUCGAGGACUACGUGAAGAAGAUCCGGGAUACGGCUGAAUGGGGCGGACAACUGGAGUUGAAAGCCCUUGCAGAUGUUUAUGGCGUCGAGAUCAAGGUUGUCCAGGACGGGCGAACAGAGACCAUUGAGCCAGGUGGCAGUGCGCCGGGGGAAAGGCCCAGGAUUUGGCUCGCAUACUAUAGGCAUGGGUACGGACUGGGAGAGCAUUACAACUCCUUGAGGAAAGCCACUUGA
Molecule: messenger RNA, 891 nt
Organism: Truncatella angustata
Lineage: Eukaryota; Fungi; Ascomycota; Sordariomycetes; Amphisphaeriales; Sporocadaceae
Exons: 2
Coding region: 1-891 (296 amino acids)
Biological process (GO): protein deubiquitination
Molecular function (GO): cysteine-type deubiquitinase activity
Source: RefSeq, a predicted model, not a curated record